AUGGAGCCAAUGAACCUAGACCAAAUGAACCACGAAAAGGGAGACAAUGAUGGGGCAAAUUUUAAUGUGCCUGUUGACGAUAUAAACAGCAUCGACAAGGAGUUCAGCGAUUUGCAGAAGUUGAAGAUGAUGAAUGAAGGCGCAGAGAUGCAAAUGAACCAGUCGGGUGCCCUCGACUCGCACGAGAUGGAGCAGGAGGAGAUAAACAACCGAUCCAUUUUCGUUGGGAACGUGGACUAUUCGACCCAACCGGAAGAACUGCAGUCCCUCUUUUCGGAGUGCGGCCUGAUCAACCGGGUGACCAUCUUGGUGAACAAGAACACGGGGCACUCGAAGGGGUAUGCCUACAUCGAAUUCGCCGACGCGUCCUCCGUGCGAACGGCGCUCUCCCUAUCCGAGUCCUUCUUCAAGAAAAGACAAAUUAAGGUUUGCAGCAAAAGGCGAAACAUCCCCGGAUUCAACCGACCGAAGAUUAGCCCCUUUAGGGGUAGAUCCAUGAAGGCGACCCUUGGCCCCAGGGGAAGACUGAGACAACCGAGCUUCAGACCCUUCUACCGCGGAAGAGGCUCAUACAAGAAAAUCGUCACGAACCCCUACGAAAGGGCCUGA
Messenger RNA from Plasmodium vivax (malaria parasite P. vivax), 609 nucleotides. RefSeq names its product RNA-binding protein, putative. Gene Ontology annotation, molecular function: RNA binding. NCBI's taxonomy places the organism in Eukaryota, Apicomplexa, Aconoidasida, Haemosporida, Plasmodiidae. The record is from RefSeq and is a predicted model, not a curated record. Bases 1 to 609 code for a protein of 202 amino acids. The transcript is spliced from 6 exons.